Molecule: messenger RNA, 2443 nt
Organism: Microcebus murinus (gray mouse lemur)
Lineage: Eukaryota; Metazoa; Chordata; Mammalia; Primates; Cheirogaleidae
Source: RefSeq, a predicted model, not a curated record
CUAGGAAAAUCCCCACAUGCUAUCUGGUGUCAGCCCAAUGCAGACGGAGGCGCGCUGUGCCCAGACCCACAGGAAGCCAGGCAUCUCCGCAGCCUGUGUUCCUGCCAGCUCCCCCCACGCGCUCAGAUUCGGCACGGAAGAAGUUAUGGUGCCCAGCCGCUGUGUGCAAGACCGAGAGACCACGCAGCACACUCCGAAAAUCGGCCGAGUGGCCCGGACGUCAAAGCAGCAGAACCAUCCGAGUGCCCUGGAGCUGGGCAUGGAGGGGCUACGUUGUUCGAGCGCUCGGAUGUCGCUGCUUUGUCACGGCCCCGGGAACGUAGGGGUAGGAGGAAGCGCACCUCCAGCCAAAAAUGGACCGGACGCGUUUUUCCCAGCGGCUCCCUCCCUGCCUGUCUGCAGGUCGCAAUACGAUAGGAAGACCAAUUAUUCCAGCACCAUUCAUUGAAAAGACUAUACUUUCUUGAUGGAAUUGCUUUUGAAAUUUUUCAAAAAUCAGUCUCUUUCUGGAUUCUCUAUUUUAUGUCACUGAUCUGUAUGUUUAUCCUUUUGCCAAUACUACACUAUCUCAAUUACACAGAUUUAUGCUGUUUUGCAAUCGGGUAGUGUGAAUCCUCCUGUUCUGUCCUUUUUCAAGAUUAUUUUGGCUAUUUUCAUUUCUUUGCCUUUUCAUCUAAAUUUAAAACUGUUAAUAUCUACAAAAAGAUUUCUGCCAAUAAUUGUGAUUGUGUUAAAUUUACAGAUCAAUUUCAGAAGAAUUGACUUUUUAACAAUCUUCCAAUUUCUUAACACCUUCCAAUCCAUAAACUUACUAUAUCUCUGAAUUUAUUUAGGUUUUCUUUGAUUUAUUUCAUCAAGAGUUGAGGUUUUCAGCAUAUAGAGUUUGCACAUAUUAUAUUAGAUAUAUACCUAAGAAUUUGAUUUUUUGGUACUACUGUAAAAGGUAUUGACUUUAAUUUUGAAUUUCACUUUGUAGUAAAUUAUACCUGGGAUUUGUUCUAGUCAGGUAUGGACAUACAGACAUGCAGACAUGGAAAUGAUUGCCAUGAAGGGAGAAUUUAAUAUUCACAGAUCCCCAGAAACAGAAGGCCUGGCAUACCCCACAGGACCACAGGGGGAGCCCCUGGGGCUAUAUAGGGGCAGAAGGGACCAGAGGAGAAUAUGGCUCAGAGCUUUUAGUUUGUUUCCUGUGGGAAGAAUUGGUGAGGCAGGGUAAGCAAGUUUGAGCAAGUUUAGGAUGUAAUAGUUGAAUACUUUCAGAGUCUCUAGUUGUCCUGUACUUGGCCCUAGGACGAACUGGGGCAAGGGAAAUGCUGACUUGGCGUGUGAGAAUUAGAUGAAGGUGGUGGUUGGGAGUACGGGCUCAAGGUUGGCUGGUCUCCAUAUGAAUGGUGAGCUCAUAGGCAAGUUGUUUGCUAUCUCUAGGAAUUAGCAAUCCCUGGGAGGCAGUUUCUUCCCAGCCAGCAAGGCCCCUAAGAUGUCCACAUAUCAUAAAAUAUGAAAAAUAAGAAACAUAAUUAAAACUCAUUCAUUGCUAGAAUAGAAAUAACAAAUGAUUGUGUGUGUGUUUAUCUUGUAUCCUGUGACACUGCUAAACUCAUUUAUUAGUUCUAGCAGCUUUUGUGUAGAUUUCUUAGAAUUUUCAAUGUAGACAAUUAUGUAGUCUAGGAUUAGAGCAAGUUUUCUUUCUCGCUUUCCAAUCUGUAUGCUUUUUGUUUCUUUUUCUCAAUUUCCCUGCGUAUACUUUCUAUUUCCUGCAUAUAUUUUUAUUUUAUUUAUUAAUUAAAUAAGUUACUGCUGAGCUUUUGAUUUGUGAUAGGCAGGAUAAAUAUGGACCAUACCAAACUUGUGGUCAAGUCAAACAUAUCAGUACAAUAUGGUGUAGGUGCCAAGAUACAAGUGUAUUGUCAGUAAGAUAGGAGCGACCAUAUCCUAAUAACUAUGGCUGGGGGAGCUAGAAAAGCCUCCACUAAUAGGGCUUUAAAAGAAGAAGAGAAGUUUGUUGAAUGGCCAGAAGACAUCCUAAGAAGAAGAAAAAAAGUAUACAUGAAAAGGUAAAAGACCGAAGGAAUAGAAUGGACUUAGGAAAUAAUGAAGAGUUCAAUUUAAUUGGAGCAAAGAGAGAGCGGCUCAGAGAUAAGACUGAGAAGAAAGGUUUGGGACAUAUUGUGAUGGGCCAAAUAUGCCCUGCUCCAGCUAUUAGAAUUAAUUCUGCAAAUAAUGGAGAACCCUAAAGGUUUUUAAAGCCAGGAACUGAAACAAGAUUUGUCAUUUAUAGAGAGAGCAAAGCAAAAUCUACAGUGUGACUUUAAAUUUGUGAUAAUUUUAGAUUAUGAAGCUGUGUUGAUAACAAAGGUGUCAAGUUAGGAUGGCAGCCAGAUAAUUUGCUCUCACCCACCUUUCUAUCAAAAUACUUAAUAAAAAGCCUGGAGCAGUGGCAAGC